CAAGAGUCAUCAUGAGAGUUCUAAUUGCUUCCUUCCUUCUGUUGCUGCCACUAAUGCUGAUGUCCGUGGUCUCUGGCAGCCCAAACUCAGGGGUCGCCAGAGGCCACAGGGGCCAAAGCCAGGCUUCUGGGAGAAGACUCCAGGAAGGAGGCCAGGAAUGUGAAUGCAAAGAUUUGUUCCUGAGAGUCCCUAAAAGGAAACUCAUCACAGUCCCUGGACUGAAGCAAUGUCCCUGUGAUCAUUUCAAGAGCAAUGUGAAGAAAACCCGCCACCAAAGUCAGCACAGGAAGCCAAACAAGCACUCCAGAGCCUGCCAGCAAUUCCUCAAACAGUGUCAGCUAGCAAGCCUAUCUCUGCCUCUAUAGGAGCCGCGCUCUCAAUUAACCACUCUGUUAAGGCAGUGAGCACAUCUUGAAGAUGCUCUUCCCUGUGUCUCAAGCUCCAUCUCUCAGUCCCCACUCUCUAAAUCAUUCCAUGUUCUCAAAAAGUAUUUCCCCUAAGAUCACUGUUCCUUCUAGUGCCUUCUCUAUUGUCAGUCCUUUGCUCUCCCCUACCCAGGUAUAAGUUUGAUUAUCUGACAGAAACCAGGAAGCCCAGGUUACCAAGCUGGUCCCACCUAACUACCAACCAGGCAAGUGGA
Condylura cristata (star-nosed mole) is the source of this 640-nucleotide messenger RNA. RefSeq names its product chemokine (C-X-C motif) ligand 17 (gene CXCL17). Lineage: Eukaryota; Metazoa; Chordata; Mammalia; Eulipotyphla; Talpidae. Gene Ontology annotation, biological process: positive regulation of monocyte chemotaxis; macrophage chemotaxis; negative regulation of inflammatory response. The transcript has 4 exons. Bases 12 to 365 code for a protein of 117 amino acids. The record is from RefSeq and is a predicted model, not a curated record.